AUGAGGUAUAAACAGUUACAUAGACAGCUCAGGAGGCUCCCGCUUCCUCGCGGUAUAAUUAGCGAUGGAGCUAAAGCGUUGAAACGAGAUUUUGUUAAGGAACGAGUUGAUAAAUAUGAGCGGCUCUUUAAGGUUAUAUUAGAAGAUGAGAAGUAUCACCAGAUUCCGAUGCUUUUGAAUGCGAUUUAUCAAAGGGAUACGCCUUGCUGGUAUUUACAGUUUCAGAAAAUGCCGUAUAUCAGGUUGAAGAAACAAUGGCCGACUCUUCAUUUAAUUGACGAGAUUACCAACGAUAAAAGACCGCUUGAAACUUAUCAUCGUCAAUUGCAAAAACAAACACCAUUUUUGGUAAGUGAGCAUAUUGACACUAAGGAAGGUUGCAAGAGUUGGCCUGUUUUGCCGUUGAUGAGAAAAUAUAGUGGCCAGCAGCAGGAGGAAGGGGGGGACAAUAUUGGCGAGAUGAUUAACCAAGUUCAUCGCCGUUACAAGUUCAUCCUUUUGCAAAACGUCUUUGGGAUAACAAAACAUACAUUUGAAAUGGUCUAUACGCCUACCAAAAUGGGGUUACCCGUAAACCAGCCAACUAUAGAUGGUCAGUUGCGCAGGAAAAUAAGUACCGUGAAAAGGGCGCUAAUGGAGGUCCAGCCAAUCCUUGCCAAUGAGUUGGAAAAACUAACCUUUGCUUCAAAGACAAAGUUUAACCAAAAUUUUUAUAGAUGGCUAAAACACAAACGAAGGGAUCAGACCGUGCCUCAAGAAAUUAAAAAGAAUAUCAUAAAGGAACGUAUCGUGAGUGAUGCUCAAUUUAAUGAAAUUGUACAAGAAUAUAUACGCAACCAAUACUAUUAUGAUAAGGAUACCCAACAAUACAAAAUGAACCACAAGAGCGAGCAAAGCGAGCUAGUGUCGCAAGUAGAGCUACAAAAGGUAGUUGGAUUUUCAGUGUUGAUGACAGUGAGUGCCACAGGAGGUAGAACCAUAUCAUUGUUGAUGACAGUGAGUACCACAGGAGGUAGAACCAUAUCAGUGUCGCAAGUAGAGCUACAAAAGGUAGUUGGAUUUUCAGUGUUGAUGACAGUGAGUACCACAGGAGGUAGAACCAUAUCAGUGUUGAUGACAGUGAGUACCACAGGAGGUAGAACCAUAUCAGUGUUGAUGACAGUGAGUACUGCUCCACUAGCUCGCUUUGCUCGCUAG
Molecule: messenger RNA, 1197 nt
Organism: Lodderomyces oxycetoniae
Lineage: Eukaryota; Fungi; Ascomycota; Pichiomycetes; Serinales; Debaryomycetaceae
Exons: 2
Coding region: 1-1197 (398 amino acids)
Source: RefSeq, a predicted model, not a curated record